UGCACAAAGCCGGCCGGCUGCCCCAACCGAAACACUCUCUCAAAUUCACAUCAAAAUUAUCGUCUAUUUAUCCUUUCGCCGCCCCCCUCCCCGCCCGGUCCCUGUACCUUUUCCCCCCCUUCGUUAAUUCGUACACUUCGUUUGUUUGUUUUGUGUUUUGUUUGUUAUUUUUUUUUCUAUCUUUCUGUCACGUUUUUAACCCGUCGAGAUACUAAAUUGAGGAGAAAACACGCAAUGGCAGAGGGGAAUGGGGAACUCAAAAUGGAAGACAAGCAGUCGUCCAAAGAGGAAAUGGAGUGCGUGGAGAGAACGGAGGACUACGCGAAGCUGAUCGAGUACGGUUUGGACGGGAAGGUCGCCUCUAAACUGGACGAGAUUUACAAAACCGGCAAACUCGCUCACGUCGAUCUUGACGAGAGGGCGUUGGAUGCUCUUCGGGAAUUUCCGGUCGACGGUGCACUCAACGUCUUGACACAAUUUUUGGAAUCAAAUCUGGAACAUGUCUCGAACAAAUCCGCUUAUCUGUGCGGGGUUAUGAAAACGUAUCGACAGAAAAGCCGAGCCGGCCAAGGCACCGGUACAAGCACCACCCCUAAAGCACCCGACGAGGACAAAAUUAAGGAAAUACUCGAAAGAACUGGAUACACAUUGGACGUAACAACGGGUCAGAGAAAGUAUGGGGGUCCACCACCAAAUUGGGAGGGCCCAACACCGGGAAACGGUUGUGAGGUUUUUUGUGGAAAAAUUCCGAAAGAUAUGUACGAGGAUGAAUUGAUACCACUGUUCGAAAAGUGUGGAAAAAUAUGGGAUCUCAGGCUGAUGAUGGAUCCGAUGACAUGUACCAACCGAGGAUAUGCUUUUAUAACUUUUACUAACCGAGAUGCUGCACAACAGGCAGUCCGAGAGCUCGAUAAUCACGAAAUAAAACCCGGCAAGAGUCUCAAAGUAAACAUUAGCGUUCCUAAUCUACGACUUUUCGUCGGGAACAUACCAAAGUCAAAAGGCAAAGGGGAGAUCUUGGAGGAAUUUGGUAAUUUGACAGCCGGGCUGACCGAGGUGAUUAUCUACAGCUCGCCGGACGACAAAAAGAAGAACAGGGGCUUUUGUUUUCUCGAGUACGAAUCCCACAAAUCGGCCUCUUUGGCCAAACGGAGAUUAAGCACUGGACGCAUCAAAGUUUGGGGCUGCGACAUUAUUGUCGAUUGGGCUGAUCCCCAGGAAGAACCCGACGAGCAAACCAUGUCCAAAGUGCGUGUUUUGUACGUGAGAAAUUUGACGCAAGAUUGCUCGGAGGAAAAGCUCAAAGAAUGUUUCGAGAUGUUCGGCAAAGUCGACAGGGUCAAGAAAAUAAAGGAUUACGCUUUUAUACAUUUUGAAGAUAGGGACAAUGCUGUUAAGGCUAUGAGGGAGUUACAUGGUAAGGAAAUCAGUGGGUCGCACAUACAGGUUGCUUUGGCGAAACCUCCGUUUGACAAGAAGAAGAAGGAAGAUAUGUUGCGAGCGAGGGAACGUAGAAUGAUGCAAACGAUGCAGGGUCGUAGCGGGGAGCCUGCAUUCGAUUUCCGCGGAUCCCCUUCGCAUCCGAGUAUGGGCGGACCCAUGCCAGGAGGGCGUGGAUCUGGUCAGGGUCCUCGUGGUUCGGGUGCGGGUAUGAGACCACCGAUGGGCCGCGGCGAUUAUGCUACCAAGGAAAUGGAUUAUGAUUACGACUAUUACGGUUAUGGGGAUUAUCGAGGUGGCUACAGUGAUCCAUAUUACGAUGACUAUUAUCGAUACGAAGAUUACUAUUAUGCGCCGCCUCCGCCACCUGCCAGAGGGAGAGGCAGGCAGCCUCAACCGGCUGGUCGUGGCCGUGGAGCAGCGGCCCGUGGCCGAAUAGUCGGUGGCCCCAAGGCCUCUGGGGUAAUCAGGGGGGGUCGCCUAGCACCAUCAUCAGGGUUCCAAGAACGUGGGGCGCGUGCGGGCGCCCGUGGACGGGUCCGCGCCAAGGGAAGUUUUUCAGGUGAGGAUGCAGGUAAGCGAAAGUUUGACGGGGGUCACCAGAACCAGGGGGAAUCUAAGCGUCGCUUCCAGAGCAGCUGGGGAAACCAGCCACUCGCCCAACAACCAUUGGGCAAUGCGUGCGGAUUGGCGAGUGUGAACGGUGGCGGUGGCAGUGGUGGCGGCAGUGGUGGGGGCGGGGGUUUGAGUGGAGUGGGAUUUGGUGACAGAUCGGGCAUAACGACAGGGGCGACGGCAGGUGGUGACGAACACGAGUGGUACCAGGACUCGUACCAUUCGUGGAGCUAACUUGUUCGUUUCUCUGUCCCGCGGAUCGUAACUGCGUGUUAUUGAACACAGUCGUACACACACAGACAGACACAGACACGCACACAGACACACAGACACACACACACACACAUACACACAGACACACACACACGCAAUACGCGCAUCGACACAAAUAUUUAUAUAUUAUACAAAUAUUCAAAUAUUCGUCCUCGGAGCGCUCGAGCGUCAGCUUCUUCGAGUGCCUGACAAACUGCCUGGGCAAAUAAAACGCGACCAAUAACCAAUGAGGGACGCGGCGUGACAUGAAAUCGGAGAUGAAACGACGAAACGCGAAGAAAAGGGAGAUGGAAUAAUAUGCAGAGUUGUGCCCAAGGCUGAUCCGCAUACUCUCCCAGAAGAUAAACACGAAAUUGCUGCUGGGAGGGGAAGAAAAUAACGGUUCGGCCUCAUCACCAUUGCCCGCAGUUGCUUCGAUUUAAUGUACAGUGAGAUCAAAGAAUCGAGGGCGAGAGAGCGAGAGAAAGAGAAAAUUACAGAUGUGCCACUGGGACGUUUAGUACUGCUAUUUACAUCUGGAGUGACCACAAACCCACCCCUGUACUAUUAUUAUAUUAAUUAUAAUGCUAUCUCGUAAGUACCACUACUGCAUUGUCACAUUGUUUACUGCCAUGCGAGCGAUCGAGUGAAUGAGCAUGUUUUAUCGAUGUUUUAUUUGUUUUAUUUUUUCUCAAUUUAUCUCACCAAUCGAUGAUAGCGAGCCCCGAAAAUGAUGAAAAUUAAACGUAGAAUGCGAGAAAUCAAUGAGAAGCGAGAAUGGAAUAUAAAAAAGAGACUAGCUAGAUGUUGGGUGAGAUUUAAAGUUUGUGCAACGUUUAGAAAAACCGUGAUCUUAUCAAGUAACGCAUAUGUUGUUUAAGUGUUUUUUUUUUGUUUUUUUUUCACAUCUCGAUCCUCGAGUGGUAAAAAAAGAAACUGAAACGUGGUCGAAUUGUGUGUUUGCGAUAAGAAUCGCUGUUUUUUUUUUUUUUUUUUUUCCCCCCCUUUCUUUUCUAUGUUAAUGCGUCAGGAGCGAAAUGGUCACUAUCUCGCUGGGCGGGAAAAAGAGACGAGUAGGAAACAAAUGAGAUAGACUAAGUACUGGGAAUCCCCGGAAGGGAGGAAAAAACGGAAACACUCGGUAGCGCCAACUGACGUGUGGCGGCGGCGACGGUAGCGCCAUCCUGUCGAGACGAGUAAGAAAAUGGAAAGCGCCCUCUAGUGAGGCUUUGUUGCAAACGGAGCGAAUGGAACGAUUAUAAAGGACGAUUCAGACAGAAAUUGAAAUUUUUAGGAUGAAAUAUUUCCGGGGAUUUUUUUCGGAUGCAUUUGGGUGCGUGUGCGUGUGAGCGUAUGGUGAAAGCGCGCCAAGCGCCAGACCUUCUAUUGUUGGUCUAUAAUGUGUACAGUCAGUAAAACUAUUAUCAUUAUUAUGAUUAUUAAUAUUAUUUUAUUAUUAUUAUUAUUAUUAUUAUAUUAUUAGAUUAAGUAUGAGCUGUUUUUUAGAGGUUAAGCAGAGAUGGCGAUCAUGUUGUUUCGAUCGUUGCAACAUCUCGCGCGGUUUUCUUCAAGCUUUUUGAAAUGAAAAUUUCAAUCGGCUUUUUCUCGUUCGUUAUUUAACUCGGUGCUCACGAAAACGAGUAAAGUGAAAAAAAUCAAGAGAAAAAAAAAUGAAAGUUUAUCAAUAAUUUGUACAGUCAAAAUUGUUUGGCACUAGCGUCAAACAACGCGAUUUAUUUAUGCUCGCCAAAAUUGAGCGGUGACAGCAUUUUCGUCAAAAUGCAAGAAAUUAGAAAAUUGGAAGAAAAAAAAACGUGAUAAAACAAUUAUGUUUCGGGGAUAUAGAAAUGUGAGGAAGCUUGAUAUAUAACUUUUUUUAAUUUGAGUUUUUUGGCUUUUUCGGAGACACAUAGACAAGCACACACACACACACGAAAACACAUAUUCUCGGAAAUAAGAUGCUUUUAUGGAUUUAAAAACGAAAGAAAUACAAAAAAAAAAAACUGGCUACCCGAAUCGAUAAUCGAUCUUCAGCGACUGUCGCUGAAGAAAUGGAAAAAUCGAAACGCGAUUUAUAUACAAAAAUGCAUGAAGAGAAAGAACACCCCCGCGAUCAAAGUGUUGACUCGUUGUUAUUGUUAGCCUGUUAGUUAAUUAGUAAGGAAUUGUAUAAUGUGAGAGGGCGCUGUAGUUGGUCCCUGUCCCUGGAGCACCCACUUCCCGCCCCUGAACCCCCUGUUCUGGAAAGUAUUCAAACUAAUGAUAAUGGGAGUUUUUAAAGAUGAAAAAAAAAAGAAAAAAAAAACAUUUGGGAAACCACCAAGCGCACUGGUAUCGAUCAAAAACGAAAACUAGAAAUUGGGAGAGGAAAAGAUCCUCGAGUGUGCCUGAAAGCAGUAGCCGUGUGCAAACGGACCAUGUUAUGAUAUAGCCCUGUUUGCAUGCAGAACUGUUUUUGCAUGCACUGCAUUCCAGACAAAAAACAACCACCCAUUUACAAAAUAUUGAAGUAGUUAUUGAAGAAAAAAGCAUAAAAAUGGAUAGAAUUGAGGAUAUUAGACAAUCGAGUAGAAGGUUUUUUUUUCUUAAAAUGUACGUUGAAAACCAAAAGUUGAGCAGAAUAUAAACCGCGUUCUUUUGCCAUUCGAUGAAGAGUCAUUCGAUAACCAUGAAAAUGAUAGAAAUUAACGGUACUAGACAGCCGCGAAGAAAAAUGUUUCACAGUUUAAUUGCUAUCGUUGAUUCCACAGCCCAAACGGGAGAAAAAAAUGAUAAUUACAAACUUUUUCAACAUCUUUUAAAUAGUAAAGCCAAAUAUAUUUUCAAACAGUAGCGCCAUCUCAACAUGUAUCAAGCAUUACUAGCAAGCCGGAUAUGAACAAAUUUACAGUGUGACCCGGUCGGAAGAACGAGCCAAAAAAAGUAACACGCGAUAACCGAGUCACGUGACCAAUACAGAAAAUCCAACCGCUAACCGUGAAAAAAAAAAAAAAACAACGAUAAAAAGAAACAAUUGUGCAAAAAAACGAAUGACACGAUCGAUAGCUCGCAAAACCUCUUAUUGAUGAGCAUUUUUUUUGUUACUUUUUAUUCAUGUUUUACUUAACUAAUUUUCUUUUCUACUUCUCGUUACUAUUGUAUCGGUAGUGAGGAGUAAAUUCUAGUAGUAGUGAUUGCAGAUCCCACCCUUUCUGACCCCGUCAUUACGCCCAUCUCCAGCAGCCUGAAUAGCCGCCAAUACCAAACGUAAUCUAUUUUCAUUGAUCCCACGUCUCAAAAUCCGUAGUAUUACGUCAAGUUAACAAGUUACGAUUUUAUCCGAGUUCUUCGUCGAUGCAAAAAAUCUCUUACGUUAAUCAGUAGCCGUACUUCGUUCUUUUUAUUCCCUCCUGCCCUCAACUUCUGCCACUGAAGGAUUUACCCCCACCCCUCACCCUGCCAUCCCGAACCUAUUUACGUACCAACAUAUUUAUAUAAAAGCAUAAUAUCGAGGAUACGAAUAAUUAUAUAAUAUUAACAGUACGAUAAGAAUGCUAUUGCUAAUCAUUACUGAGUGGGUUUUUGUGACAUGAUAUUUCCGUAUAAAAUUAAAAACAAAAAAAAAUCACAAAUGGUCGACAAACAAAAAAAAGGCAAAAAAAAAGAAACGAAGAAAAUCGAAGAAAAAAAGAGAGACGAGAGAUGAAAAAGAAUUAUGAAGAUUAAAAUAACGACACAUACACGUAUACACAUUUCCAAUUUAGCCGAGCUCACACACGAUUGAAAUAACGAUUAAUAAAAUGACUAAUGAACAAAUGAAAAGGAACGAAGAAAAAGUGAACGAUUAAUAAAAAUCAUUAAUCAAUAUCGAUAACGGAUUCAAAAAGGUAUAAGACAUUGAGAAGUAAUAGGAAAUGGAAAAAAAGAGGGAAAAGAAAGAAGGAUUGUUGAAGAAGAUAUAAACGGGAAUGAAUCGUCGGAAUUUUGCUUGCGGGGACGAGGAAGUGUGAUUACCGGGAAGAAAAGAAUAAGAAAAGGAAAAGGAAAAGAGCGCGAAAGCAGUUUUCACGGUGACGAGACUUUAGACUGAACCUAGGUACUAGGCGUUACGAUAAUUGACCACGCCCCGAUAAAAGGGCGCCCUCUAAGUAUUGCCCGAGACCUCGCUAUUUUGGCAUCUGUGCGAGGCCCCGUCUCCUACGCUCAGGCCCCCUCUCCUCUCUAUCCAUUUUGGUCGCUCUCAUGAAAACGCUCGUACAGCCGUGUUACCGACAUACACAUAUGAUACACAUAAAAUUAACAUUUUUCAACGUGUGCGGGCGUGUAACAACGUCAUCUUGGUUGAUCGAAUACAACACAUAAUUCACUCAAUGAUGUAAAACCGUGAAAAACCUUAUUGCGUAUAAUCUGCUUUUAUUUUGAGUGGGAAGAAGGGAGGGAGGGAGGGAGGGGGGGGGGAAAUCAUUUUUACAACUUAAAAUUAUUCCGCAAUUUCUUACUUUUUAUCUAUUUACACGUAACGACAGUUGACCAGCCGAAGGAGAAGGUGGAAGAGGGGCGCGGAGCGUUGGAAAGGAGGGGAAAGGAAUGAAAAGUAGAGAAUUAUGUUGAUAUUGUGGUUGGCGAAGUUUUUUGCAGCGCGCCCUUUUACCUGGCCAAUGUCCCCUUUAUUUGCGGCGCACACCCUUGCGGGGAAUAAACAACUAGCAUUUUAUUAAAAAAAAAAUUUUUUAAAUAAAAAAAAAACGUUCAAACAAAAUUUCGGAACGACCCGCGUCGAGCGGAUGUUGUGUGAUCGCGUUGGGCCCCAUCGUCUAAUUUAUGUUAAUUGCGGCCCAAAGACAUGUUUUUUUAAAUUAUAUAUAAAUAUAUUAUAUGUAUGUAUAUAUAUAAGUGCAUAUAUGUGUUUAUAUAUAUGUAUAUUAUAUAUAUAUGUACGAAUAUGCAUAUUUUUUGUAACGUCAUGUUAUUUAGCUGUAAUCAUUGGCGAGGCCGCGAUACGACGAUGAUUAUUAUUGUGACGUUAAAAUUAUUAUUGUAAUCCCUCUCGCCCCUCCAACCGCCCUAGAAAAACCCUACGCGAUUGCAAAUUGUAUCUAGAAAUUUGUCCUUUAUUUUGGCUACCUAACGCUUCGCUUCUAUUAUUUUUCACUUAUUAUUAUUAUUAUUAUUAUUAUUAUUAUUGCUAUUAUUACUAUUAUUAUCAUUAUUGCUACCGCUAUUACUACGACUAUUUGACCAUUAUUGUUUUCUUCGAAACGUUUUUUUCGCAAUUAUUUUGUUCUAUUUAAGUUUUCCCCUCCUAUUUCCCUUAAUUUUAGUUUGACGUAGUUAAAAGUAGGGAUUAAUUUGAAAAAAAAAAAAAAACAAUGUUAAACGUAAACAGCAACUACAACAACAUAAAAAAAGACGAAGCGGAUUCCUUUUUUUCUGAGCUAGGAGCUUGAUUUCAAGUGUCAAAGAUUUUUUUGUGUAUGACCAGAUGUAUUCUACAUGUCUCAAUAAACAGUUGUAUCUGAAUUAUACCUCUUUUGAGAAUAA
Molecule: messenger RNA, 7827 nt
Organism: Venturia canescens
Lineage: Eukaryota; Metazoa; Arthropoda; Insecta; Hymenoptera; Ichneumonidae
Gene: Syp
Product: Syncrip
Exons: 13
Coding region: 235-2289 (684 amino acids)
Cellular component (GO): nucleus; ribonucleoprotein complex
Molecular function (GO): mRNA binding
Source: RefSeq, a predicted model, not a curated record